This is a messenger RNA of Pristis pectinata (smalltooth sawfish), 4030 nucleotides long. RefSeq names its product solute carrier family 22 member 31 (gene slc22a31). The record is from RefSeq and is a predicted model, not a curated record. The transcript has 10 exons. The coding region runs from base 336 to 2138 and encodes 600 amino acids. Gene Ontology annotation, biological process: transmembrane transport. Gene Ontology annotation, molecular function: transmembrane transporter activity. Lineage: Eukaryota; Metazoa; Chordata; Chondrichthyes; Rhinopristiformes; Pristidae. Gene Ontology annotation, cellular component: membrane.
GUCGUUCAAAGGGUGGUGAAAGUUUUUGGUAUUCUCUAUGCUGGGGUCCUGUCGAGGCUCAAUCAUUGCAUUAAAAUAAUUGAACUAUUUCAGGAUAUUAAUGGGAUCCGUGGGCUAGGAGAGGAAGAUCUUUAAUAAACAUUAUUGUUCUAAUUAACCGUACUCGUGUGGUUCGGCCGGUGUAAGUAGGUGUUGCCCUUUAAGGGGCGUCUCGGGAUGUUGGUCCGGCCCCACACAGGUGAUUUAGUGAUCAGGGACACUGAAGAAAUGCUCUCUGAGCCGAUUUCGACUUGAUCUUCAGAAACUUGUGAGAGAAGGAAUAAUUCGCGGAAGGAAUGGAGUUUGACAGGAUCAUCCCCCACAUAGGAGGCUUCGGCCGCUGUCACAAAAUGCUGGUGGCUUUCGCCUGCCUCCCCAACCUGCUGGUGGCGUUGAGUUUCUUCAGCAGCGUGUUCCUGACGCUUACCCCGGGCCACCAUUGUCAGCCCGACCCGCAGCUGCUCCCCGAAACCCUGAGAAACCUGUCGGGAGUGCAACUGCUCAACUACAGCCUGCCGCCCCAGACGGACGCCGCCGCCAGCCCGGCCUGGAGCCGCUGCCGGCUCCUCCGAUACCCGUCGUCGGACGGCAGGAGCCGGCCGCUCCCCAACGGCAGCGUCUCGUGCACGCGAGGCUGGCAGUUCGAACGGCUGGUCGGCCUGGAGACCAACGUCGUUACCCAGUGGAAUUUGGUUUGCAAAAACUACUGGAAGGUUCCUUUGGAGGAAGUGGGCUACUCCAUUGGUUGGAUUGUUGGAUUCUUGACCCUUGGAACUGUUGCAGAUGGACUGGGCCGUCGAAGUACAUUCGUUCUUUCGGUAUUUGUAGCAAUUAUUCAACACAUUGGAGUUUUGGUCUCUGUGGAUUUCAUCAUGUUUCUUGUAUUUCAUAUGCUCAGUGGGAUAGCAUUGGCUGGACUCUUCCUGUCUGCAUAUGUUGCAAGGUUGGAAAUGUGUGAUCCACCACACCGACUGAUGAUCAUGAUAAUUGCUGCAUUCUGCACAGUGGCUGGGGAGAUGUUGCUGCCAGGUUUAGCUGAGCUAUGCAAAAACUGGAGAAUUUUGCAGGGUGUUGUCACUGCUCCUUUCCUAAUACUACUGAUCUAUUGGUGCAUUCCAUCUAUGUUCCCAGAGUCUCCACGUUGGCUCCUUGCAACCAGACGGAUUGGGAAGUGUAAGCAAAUACUACGAGGCAUAGCAAUUGGUAAUGGUGUCAAUGUGGAAGAUGAAAUAUACACCCAAUGCACUAUAUUUAAUGAGAUGGAUUCUGUGUUUGAAGAAGCUACACGAUGCCGUUCAUAUACAUUCUGUGAUAUGACUACUGCACAAACUAUUUGGAAGAACAUCUUGAUAUUAGGGUUCACCACGUUCAUUGGCAAUGGAAUCCAACACUGCUUUUCCCAAAACCUUGUUGGUUAUAGCCCCAGGUUCUACUUGAGCUAUUUUGUCAUUGCUGGCGCUGAAGCUGUUGCCCUCAUUUUCCUAUAUUUUACCGUGAACAAGUUUGGCCGACGUGGCAUUCUGCUCUUCUCGACAAUCUUUACUGGGUUGUCUUCACUAUUGUUGCUUGCUCUUGUACAAUACUUGCAUGAAGCUGUUCAUCUGGCUCUUUCCAUCCUGGGCCUUGUUUCAGCUUGUUCUGUUAGUAUACUGAGCAUAUUUUUUGCCAGUGAGGUGGUCCCAACAGUUGUUAGAGGUGCCACUUUAGGCCUCAUCAUGGCAACAGGCUGCAUUGGUAAAGCAACAUCUCCAAUCAUGGAUCUCCAUAAUAAACAUGGCUUCUUUCUUCAUCAUGUAGUUUUUGCCUCUUUUGCGGUCCUCUCGGUAUUGUGCAUCAUGUUGCUUCCAGAGAGCAAACGGAAACUACUACCAGAAUCUUUAAAAGAUGGUGAGAAUCAGAGACGCCCGCCAAUGUUGUUAUCACAGAACAAGGAUAGAGUUCCUUUGCUGCAUUCAAAACAUCAUGGCAAUUAUAAUCCAGAAAACUAUUCAAAGCUUGUUACAGCUACCAAGAAAAUGUUGGCCCAUAACAUUCCUAUUCAGUCACAAGAUCCCACAAUAGAAAGCGUAACCAAGGAGACCAGAGAGUCAGCAACCUAGCAAAUCUUUAUGGUGCAUGAAGAAAUAUAAAAGUACUCUGCUGUGGCAUAUUCUGCACCACACUAAACAGUUACUCAUUGCAGAAUUUGUACAUCUUAAGACCCUAUUUAGGGCAGUUUUGUAAACUGGUUAACAUUUAACAUUUGCUUACUUCCUGAAGUUUAAUUUUCAAUCCCAAGGAUGUUUCUGAAGAUGUACAUUAAUGUGAAGAGAUUGUAAAUUGGGAUCGGGGUAAUAGUAUAAAUAUUUAAUGCACUUUGGGUUGUGUACAUCUUUAGUCAAUUAUGUAAAAAUAGGCUUGUUGUAUACUGCUUUUUGCAAAUAUUUACAAUGGAGUUUUGAUUAUUGCUCUUACUUCACACCCCCUUCCCCACAGUCCACUUAAUUAUAAAAUCUAUUUUAUAUCAACUAUGGUGCUUCGUUGCUAAGUGUGCAAACUAUUUCAGUAUCUGGGCCUGGGCUGACUUGUGUUUGAAAAUCUUUUGGUUUCCUGAAAUCUAAUUCCUUGCCCUUCUAUCCUAUAAUAUAUGAAAAAAUCCUUAUCCUUGUAUGGACAUUUUUUUCACUGAUUGCAAACAAUUUUUUUUUAACUUGUCUAAUUGCUUAUUGUAGUCAAACUGGAAAACUCUGAUUACUUUUCUUGCUGGUUUCACUUAUUUAGAUUAGAUUAAUAAUUAAAGACUACAGUGUAAAUUCAUCAAAUUACCCGACAAAAAUGCUUUACAGGUUUCUUCGGUUCACUUCAGAUGCAACUUUUAUUGUGAUUUGUUGGUCUUUUCUGGAUUCAGGCUUUCACUAGCUGCGUUUCUGGUUAAAACACAUCUGAGGAUAUUGUAUCUCCAUGUACAUUCUUGUCUAGCAAUUAAUUCAACAGAAUGCAUACUUCAUAUUUGCCAGCACAGUUGAGGGCUAGGAUUCAUUAUUACAGCAGAUUCUUGUUAUUGGCUAAUUGACAGUUUAUAUUUUGAAGUAAUUCUUAACAUAGCUGGAGGCUUUCAAGUAAUUUUGAAGACCUUGUACUGGUUUACAGCAUAGGUGAUGAAUCACAAAAGCAGUAUUACUUGAAAGUUUAGAUCAAAUAGCAGCAACCUUCUUUCCAGUGCUUUUUUUUUGUGUAUAUACAAAUUUAGCAGCUGUUUUUCUCUGCUGCCCAUGCAGUAAGGCUCGAUUGGAUAUUGGCCCUAUUAUUCUUAUGAUUACCAGAGGACUAUAUUUCAGUGCAAUCGAAUGUACACACUCUAGGUCACAAUUCUAGGACAAGCAAACUCGAAGUAUUUUUCUGACUUCUGCAGUGAAACAUUGUGGGUUUAUAGUUUGGGUUACUGGAAAGAUAUUCUACAAUAGAACAUUAGCACCUGAAAGAAUCUUCUCCCUGUACUUCUAAAACAAUAUGGGCAAAGUUUGCUGGCUAUGUUCCAAGACCUUUCUGUUCACUUAUCUGUAAUUUUUAUAUUCUGGAGUAAUCAAACUCUUUGAUUGGACAACUAUAGUUGGUACUAAUUUUGACUUCAAAAUGACUUAGUUUUUAAUUUAAUUAGGUUUAAUUAUCUGUAAAUGGCUUGGAUAAAGGAAUAGUUUGCAAAUAAAAUCAAAAUAACAGAAUAACUAAGGAAUAAGUUAGCAGACAAAACUAUGGCAGAUCAAAUUCAAUGUGGGCAAAUGUUGGGUAACUUUGGACUGGAUGCCGAGGUAACUGUAUUUUAUAUACUGGAAACUGGGAAAGCAGAGAGAUAGGAGUGCAAGUGAUUUGGGGAGGGUGGGGAAGAGGAAAUUCGGUGAAAGCUAGUGGACAGUAGAGAAAUACUAGAAUGAAUGGCAUUCAAAUAUAAUGGUUUGGUUUUCAUUUCAGAAUAGCUCACAUAUAUUUAAUAAAAGCAAGUAAUGCUCUGGUU